ACCUGGAGCAGCAGAACCCAACGGGCCAAAAUUUCCCAGACACGCGCCUUCCCCUUCGUCCCCAACUCCGGCCGCGCAGCUCCCUCCUCCGCCCGAGCUACCUCCCCGCGACGACCGAGGAGAUCCCGGCGCUCCGCCCACGCCAGAGGAGCACCCCGAUCCUAGCCCCCCGUCGCGCGGGAUGGCGGCGGCCCAUCUGCUGGGCGACGACGGCCGCGGCUACGAACUCGCGCGGCGGCUGGAGGCGUGCGGCGCGUGGCGCGCGUGGCUCGGCGACGGCGCGCACGCCUCCCUCGCGCCGCACCUCGCGUCCUCCUCCACCUGGGACGCCUUCCUCUGCCCCUCGUCGUCGUCCUCCUCCUCGCCCCCGCGCCAGCUCCUCCUCCUCCAGCUCCGCGUCCGCGCGCUCCUCUUCGACAAGGCCUCCGCCGCGCUCGUCCUCCGCGACGGCGCCUCCCCCGCCGGCCCCCACUCCCUCAACGCCAGCUAUCUUCAGCUUCAUGGAGAUGAUAUUUAUUUCUCGUUGGAAGAUGAGCAGGAAGAUAACACUCAACAUCAAUUGCAAUCUGGAACUGCGUUUAGCCCAAGCAGGGAGAAUUCAAUGUUAUCUCAAAGGCAUAAGCGACAUGAUGAGUUACCUGGCACAUGGUACAAGCAAUAUGCUGAAAAGUUCAGGACAUUGCAUGGCAAGUUUCGCCCAGAUGAGAAAGAAAUGCCAAAGAGAACACCAGAGGGCAUGUCUGACUAUCUUAAGGUUUGCAGUGUGCAUAAAAGGAAGAGGACUGUGUUUAUUGACAAUCAGAGUCCCAACAUUAUGUUGGAAAAUGGGGAAUUCAGUAAUUUAACAGAUGAUCCUUUCAUUCCGGAAAUACAAUUUCCAGCUGACUGUGUUCCAGAUAUUGCAAUCCCUAGAGAGAGUGGGAUAUCUAUCAGCAAUAAAAUAGAAGUUCACGGUGUUCUUGAUAAUUUACCAGCACCUGUUAGUCGCAACACUGCAAUGCUCGAAAGGUUUGGAAUGAUGCCUGAGUACUACAAGACAGGAAACAAGUAUAGAGGGAAGGAUGUAUCUAAAGUAGAAGGAAAAUCUUUAAGUCAAGAGCAAGCAUUGCUUAUCACACGGAAGUUGGUUGCUCGAUACUUAGCGGUUGCAGGCUUUGAAAGUGGAACUGCAGGGUCUGUUGAUGAUUUUUCAGAUAUCAUAGUUAAGCACAUCUCUAAGCUAGGGCGCAGUUUGAAACUUAUAACUGACAGCUACAGGAAACAAUUUUCAUCCAUCGAGCUUCUUAAGAUGUUCCUACAGACUGUUGGCUACAGUAACAUUGGACCCUUGAUGGAGAUUACAAAGAUGGGGAGUAGAGUGGCUAGCCACCCAGUUCAUCAAGAUGCACAAGUACAAAGUCAAAAUAAUCUCCUUCAAGCCCAACAGCUCCAGAGACAGUACACUCCUCAAAUGACCAUCCAUAACCAGAAUCUGACAGCACAGCAGCACCAGAUGGUGCAGCAGCAUCAGUGGGCUCGACGGAACCAAAUGACGGGCCCCCGCGGCGCUCUUGCGAUGUCGGACAAAGCCCAGGCCCUGGUAAACGUGAAGCUCGAGAACACUAUGGAUUCACAAAACGAUAGCCCGUACGGAUCUCUCACUAGACAACAACAACAACAGAUUCAGAAUCUGAGGCACCACCAGCUACUGCAGCAGCAACAACAGAAGCAGCUCCAGCAGCAGCAGCUACUGCAGCUUCAACAGCACCACCAGCAACAGCAGCAGCAGCAGCAGCAGCUCCAGCCUCAGCAGCUGCAACAACAGCAACAGCUCCAGCCGCAGCAGCAGCAAAAACUCCAGCAGCACCACCAGCAGCAGCAGCAACAGCUCCAGCAGGUGCACCACCAGCAGCAACAGCAUCUUCAGCAGCAGCUGGGCAUGUCUGUAAACCAGAGCGCCCAAGGCCAGCUAGGGCAGCAGCAGCUGGGCAUGUCAGGAAACCAGAGCUCCCAAGCCCAGCUAGCGCAGCAGCAGCAGCAGCUGGGAAUGUCUGGAAACCAGAGCGCCCAAGCCCAGCUAGCGCAGCAGCAGCAGCUGGGCAUGUCUGGAAACCAGAGCGUCCAAGCCCAGCUAACGCAGCAGCAGCAGCAGCAGCAGCUGGGCAUGUCUGGAAACCAGAGCGCCCAAGCCCAGCUAGCGCAGCAAUUCAAACAAGCGCCGCAGUCGAUGAACUCAUACGGCAUGCGGGUGCCGCCGGUGAAGGUGGAGGCGUUCCACGAACUGGUGAGCGGGGACUCGUCCAGCGACACCAGCAAACUCACAUCCCCCAAGUAGAUCCUCCAUCCUUGUGCCGAUGAAAAUGUACACUGUAACUCUGUAAUGUACAAAAGGGGGCGUAUGGUCGCUGUACUUGCGAGUCUACCGUCUCAUCUGUUUUGACCAGCCUGUGUAUCGUAGAUACAAGAGAUUUAUACUACUUACUAAUUGAGGUGAUUUAUAAGUAAUGUGUACGUUAUUAUUA
Messenger RNA from Hordeum vulgare subsp. vulgare (domesticated barley), 2501 nucleotides. RefSeq lists its product as uncharacterized. The coding region runs from base 182 to 2314 and encodes 710 amino acids. Lineage: Eukaryota; Viridiplantae; Streptophyta; Magnoliopsida; Poales; Poaceae. The transcript has 6 exons. The record is from RefSeq and is a predicted model, not a curated record.